GAUGUCUCCUCUGUCCUGAAGAAGUGGGGCGUUAAAGCGCCCUGAUGGGGCUGCGCCAGUUUGGCCGCGCUCGGUUGCUUUUGCUGGGAGGGGUUGCCUCGGUUUUGGUGCUGGCAGCUCUGUAUGGGCCCGGGCGUGGGUCGCAGCCUUUGGUGCUGUUCUUUUCUCCCUGGAGGAUCGAGAAGCAGCUCUACAAGCUUGAUCUCAGCUGGCCUAAAUUCCCAGAGCUGUUCACGGGUCAAACGUUUUGUGUUGCUGUUGACCACAUCCAUGGAUUAGUUUAUGUGGGACAGAGGGGCGAUCAUGUGCCAAAGGUCCUAGUGUUUUCGGAGGAAGGCUAUCUCUUACAAGCAUGGAAUACUACCCUCGAAAUGCCCCAUGGCAUCUUUGCACUGAACACAGCCAAUGAUAGUUCAGUGUGGAUCACAGAUGUUGGAACAGGUGAGUACGGACACACAAUUAAGCAGUACAGUCCUUCAGGCAAACUCCUUCAAGUCCUAGGUAUCCCAGGAGUAGCGGGUUCAGGGACGAACCCCGUCCAGUUCGAUCAGCCAGCAGAGAUUUAUGUGGAACACACUGGAGAUAUCUAUGUUGUGGACGGCGAUGGGGGGAUGAAUAAUCGCCUGCUCAAACUGACAGAAGACUUGAAGACUCUAUGGUUGCGUGGGGAGAAUGGUUCUGGCACAGCCCAGUUCAGGAUUCCACACAGCGUAACAGUGGAUUCUUUUGGACGGGUAUGGGUCGCCGACAGAGGCAAUCAGAGGAUCCAGGCGUUUGACAAAACCACAGGGGAAUGGCUGGGAUCUUGGAGCGACUGUUUUGUAGAAGAUGGCCCUUAUUCCGUCAGGUUAACUGCCGACGAGAAGUAUAUGAUCACAGCUCAACUGAACAUCGACAGAGUGUUAAUCUUGGCUGCCCCACCUGUAGGUUCAAUCGGAGAUUGUGUGGUGGUGGACACGAUUCAGCUGGCAGCGAGAGUCAGGCCCCACCUUCUGGAUAUCAGCAUGAAAAGCGGAGCGGUCUACGUGGCAGAAAUCGGGGCUCAGCAAGUCCAGAAAUACGUGCCUUUGGACUAACAACUUCUUUCACGCUGCACAGGGGGCUUCUGGACACGCUUGCUUCUCUGGGAUCGCCAUUGGGGGGGUGGGAAAAAAUCAAUGGAUUGCAGCGUGAGAAUACUUGAAUUGCACUUUUUCUGUGCCUGUUUCAGAGACUGAUUCUUUGUAGUUUUUAAAAACUGGGCUUUCCCCCCCAGGAUGUGUCGAAAGGGUAUACUGCUGUUUUCAAGGGGUAUAUCGCUACUUUCAAACCAUACAAGGGUAAAUCCCAACAUGGUGGUUGACACUCAUGGCUGCCCCAAAAGGAGUUCUAGUCGAGUACAGCUCCAUGAGUCAGUCAAUAUCUGGAAAAGGUUAUGUCUGCAUGUGUCACUGGCAGUUACUUGGUAGCUGGACAUGCCCAGUUAAGUGGCAGUACUUGAUUUAGUGUUCAAGUGGGAGAAGGUACAUGGAUCAUCUGGUUGGAGCACCAAGGCUGUAGGAAUGAUUGUGCUGCGUGUGUGCACUUCAGACAACACAGCUUCCUGGUGGUCUGAAGAAUGGCCAAGGAAUUCAGGUCUGUGUCCUACCAAACCAGACUCUUACAUGGUGGCUGUUACGGAUCUGUGAGAGGAAUGUAGUGUAUGUUAUUAUAUGUACAUUCUUUUUAGACUGUAUGCUUUUAUUAAGACGGUGCUGGUCACGUAUGGAGAGGCAGGCUGUAAACCUUGGAAGGGUUAGAAGGAGCUGCAGGAACAGACGAGCACAGGAAAGCGUGUACACUCGGUCUUUGGGUAUACAUUCAAGGCGACAAGCAGUUCAUCUUGCAGGAACGCCUUGGGCUGGGAGCUGAACCAGUGUCGGAUGACCUGGAAGCCUUCGUUUCUCAGAAAUAAACAGCUUGAGCCCAUGAUUUUGUCUCUCGUUUGUCAGAAAUGGCACGAUAGCCGUUCCUAAGAAGGACAAGGUUCAUUAAACAUUCGGGAGGGGAGCAGGAAGCUAGAAGGCGGCCAGAGAAAGAGCGGCGAAAGAACCACAGAAUAGAAAGCAAGUGUCUGAACAAUGGGGGUUAGCCUAUCAGUAUGCAAAGGCAGGGGGGUUAUGGGGGUUAGCCAAUAAAUAUGGGAGUUUGCCGAUAAAUAUGCAAGGAUGGAGACUA
Molecule: messenger RNA, 2196 nt
Organism: Gekko japonicus
Lineage: Eukaryota; Metazoa; Chordata; Lepidosauria; Squamata; Gekkonidae
Gene: NHLRC3
Product: NHL repeat containing 3
Exons: 7
Coding region: 45-1076 (343 amino acids)
Molecular function (GO): protein binding
Source: RefSeq, a predicted model, not a curated record